Messenger RNA from Pristis pectinata (smalltooth sawfish), 2791 nucleotides. RefSeq names its product protein phosphatase 1 regulatory subunit 3A-like. The record is from RefSeq and is a predicted model, not a curated record. Gene Ontology annotation, cellular component: protein phosphatase type 1 complex. Lineage: Eukaryota; Metazoa; Chordata; Chondrichthyes; Rhinopristiformes; Pristidae. Gene Ontology annotation, biological process: regulation of glycogen biosynthetic process. The transcript has 4 exons. The coding region runs from base 120 to 1691 and encodes 523 amino acids. Gene Ontology annotation, molecular function: glycogen binding; protein phosphatase 1 binding.
UUGGCGGGGCGGUGCCCGGGCUUGUGUGAUUGGCAGCAGGCGCUGCGCCCGCCCGCCCGCGGUAUCGCCCUGGUGCCCGGAGCCCGGAGCCGACGGGGAGACAGCGCUGGGGCUGCGCAAUGAGCGGCUCGGGGCUGCUGCGGGUGCCGGUGCCCGGGGGCGAGGAGGAGGAAGAGGAGGAGGAGGAGGAGGAGGAGGAUGCAUUCAAGGUGCACCUGAUCCCCAGGUCCUCGCCCACCCCGAGGAGGAGAGACAGGAGCCCGGAGGAGGCGGAGGAGCCCUCCCUGAGCCGCAAGGUCCACUUUGCAGACAGCUGCGGGCUGGACCUGGUGCACCUGCAGUACUACUGCCAGUUCGAGCCCUCGGAGCCCCGGGAGGCGGAGGGAGGGGAGAGCCGGCUGGGAUUCCGCCUCCGCCCGGCCUUCGCCCUGCCCGCCUCGCCCGGCCAGCUGCUGGGGCGGGUGGAGGAGCAGGGGCUGGAGCUGGAGUCGGUCGAGCCGCUGGAGGACCCGCUGUCGGUGCGGGGGCUGGUCCGGGUGCUCAACGUGGACUUCCAGAAGGUGGUGCAGGUGCGGGCCACGCUGGACGGCUGGGCCACCUUCUACGACUACCCGGCAGAGCACGUGGAGACAGCAGCAGAUGGCCGCACUGACCUCUUCGCCUUCAGCCUGACCUUCCCCCAGGCCUGCGCCCAGGACGGGGCCACGAUGGCCUUCGUGCUGCGCUACGAGACGCCGGGCGGCGUCCGCUGGGCCAACAACGGGGGAGACAACUACUCGCUGGUCUGCGAGGCUGACAAAAGCCAGGAGGAGGAGGAGGUGGGUGCUCCAGCCGCCGGCAGGGAGGACCGGGAGCUGCGCAGCUGCCUGAAGACCACCUCGCUCAGGUACGGAGAGCGGGAUGAGGACCCAGAGGAGCUGGACACAGGGAAUCGUGACUGGACCAAUGACACCGAGACGGCUGACCCCACUCCUCCCGGGAACAGCGCCCUACAGAUUCCCAGGGUACAGGUCAGCCAGCUCUUGACGCAGCCCCUCCCAGACAAAACGACGGAGAGCCCCCCUCCAUGGGACACCUUCACCCCCAUUGAGGUGGGACAGGAGCCAGGGGAGGGGCAGGAAACCCCUGCCCAACAGCGACACCCCCCGGGAGCGUCCGGCCUGCCGGAGGGAUGCGGAGCGGAGGUCCCGGGAGAAUGGAGGGAGGGCGGUGGGCUCCCCGAGGCCGAGGGGGAGACCCGGGCAGAAGUCCCGCCGCCUUCCCCCGGAGAGGAGUGUCCUGGAGCGGGAACGUCAUGGGCGGGGAGCGAGCCGGAGGCGGGACCGUCGUGCACGGGCAGCGGAGCUCCGGAAGCAGGAGAGGGGCCCUCUCCCUGGUGCCAGGAACCCCCACCCCCCGCCCAUCUCCAGGACCCAGGGGGAGGUGAGCCUCCCACCCCUGGGUCCUGGGAGCAGGGGUGUGCUGAGGGAGAGGUGGGGAGUGGGCGGCAGGAGGCUGGAGCCGGGGACAAUGAGGGUGAGGGGGGUGCGCUUGGGGCACAGCUCGACCUGGAGUCCCUGGCAGCCCUCAAGGAUGUGGCCGCCCUCACCACUCGCUCCCUCCAGGUACUAGUCUUCCUGCGGGUGGCUGCAGAGGGUUCUGGCUCUCUGCUCUGGUGCACCCUUUACCUGCUCUCCACCUUCCUGCCCUAGGUAACCCCGGCCCGCCCCUCCCCGCACCGUGACACAGGACGGAUUCCCCCUCCGCCUUGCUCCUUCCGAUGCCACACCGCGCAGAGUGCCUUGUGGAAGUCCAUGUGGACUCCAACUGCCCCGCGUAACGUUGACCUACACGAACCAGCUCCUCGUGCAAUGUCCCUCCCAGCCCCUGAGCCCCCAACCCUGAAGGUCACUGAGCCCCCGCGUCCCCUUCCUGUUCCUGUUGUGUACCACGGCUUCCAAACCUCACACUGAGAAGCGCAGGACCCGAGGUGACCCCCACCCCCCCUCCCAAAUUAUUGGGGUGUUGGUGGGGGUACCCCAUCUGCCUCGCUAACGUCCCAUGCCACCCUUGCCUGCUUUGAGUCUCAGUGUGACUUGCGAUCCAGAAAUACCCCGAGAGGGGUCCCGUAGACUCUCUUGGCCAGCAGUGCCCACUACCCUGUUUGUAAACCACCCCCUUCAGAUGUGGGCAGGCUACCACGGUGCCAUGCCGUGGAUUAACCUGCCCCACUCGCCUCGGGGGCUGGGAAUUGUCAGGUACUGGCAAUUUGUCGGCCUGAAGUCCCGCUACUUUCACCACUCCCUCCGAUCCCCCACAGGGGAGAUUGUCCCUCUCUCCUCGCUCUCACCUUAGUGGGGAGAGGCUGCUCCCAUUCCCCAGCGGUCCAGGGGGAAAUCUUCCUGUCUCAAGUGCAGCCAGGCGGGAGUCGGGGAGACUGCCAUGGGGUGAGCACUUGGGGAGCUAGAGGAAGUACGGAGAGAUGUGGGCGGGAGAAGGCAGUGUAUCAACCCCCACCCUCCAAAUCCCAACCUUAAACACACUCCCUCAACAAACCCCAAACAAUGUUCACACUACAGCCAACUAAGUGUGAGCGUGUGUGUGUUAGUGUGUGUAUAUAUACUGUGUCUGUGUGUGUGUGUGUCUGUGUGCGUGUGUGUCCCACAAAACCUGUACCAUUUCAACCAAAGAUGAAUAAAGUGUUGGCAAGUAACUUGGUGUCCUGCCUCUCUCUCACCCAAGCCCAGCACUCUCCUGGGUCACAGCUCCCUCCAGUACAGUCCACACCCACACUCCACAGCUCCCUGACCCG